Molecule: messenger RNA, 2799 nt
Organism: Ruditapes philippinarum (Manila clam)
Lineage: Eukaryota; Metazoa; Mollusca; Bivalvia; Venerida; Veneridae
Product: mitochondrial import inner membrane translocase subunit TIM14-like
Exons: 7
Coding region: 186-530 (114 amino acids)
Biological process (GO): protein import into mitochondrial matrix
Cellular component (GO): PAM complex, Tim23 associated import motor
Molecular function (GO): ATPase activator activity
Source: RefSeq, a predicted model, not a curated record
GCAUAGAAAACGUUUCGCACUUUAUCAAUAAAAUAUUUCGUAAGAUUUUAAGGACAAACUAACAAAAGUUUACAUAAAAUUUCUAUAUCAAUAUAGCGAAAACAAAAAUUUAAUAUACAUUGGUGUAAGCAUUUACUUGUGAAUAAGAUAUUGUCAACUUAAGAAAUACCUGACAUUUAUCAAAUAUGCCUGGAACUGGAUUGAUAUUGGCAGGGCUUGGACUCGCAGCAAUUGGAUAUGGGGGUCGCUUUUUAAAAAGAUAUGCCAAAAAUGCUGAGAAUCUUUACAAGAAAGUAGAAACUCUUCAGUCUGGGGCCUUAAGUGGGUAUUACCGUGGUGGUUUUGAACAGAAGAUGACCAAAAGAGAAGCAUGUCUUAUUCUUGGAGUAAGCCCAUCCUCUUCACAAGCAAAAAUUAAGCAGGCUCAUAAAAGAAUUAUGCUUUUAAAUCAUCCUGAUAGAGGUGGUUCGCCACUAAUCGCAACAAAAAUAAAUGAAGCCAAAGAUUACUUAGAGAGUAAAAAGCCAUGAAAGUAGACCUCUGUGUAUAUGUGUAUAUCAUCAGACUGUGAUAUGUCUUCCUUGUAAAGAAAAUACAGAGAAAGCAGAGAACAAUUGGUGAAAAAAAAACAACACUAAAACAAUAUGCCCAAAAAUGGUGAAUAUGUUAUUAUGUAAUGAAUGAUGGGCUUUUAGUUUUCUAAAAAAUUUUAUUUUUAUUUUUUUACUGAACAUGAAAGUCACACUAAUUUGCAGUUUAUGCCAUUUGUAUUACAUGUAUUUACAUAAAAAUAAGAUAAUAGACAAACAUAUUAAUAUUCAUGUAACCUAUUAUAAAUCGAAAAAUACUUUAUUAUUUAGUCCAUUUGGAAUCAUAGUAUUUAAUUUAUGGAUCCAGAAAGAUUCUUUACAUAACCGGUCCAUGUUGUUUUCUAUAAUUUCUAUAGGUAAAAGUGAAAAAUCUGACAAUGAGCACUUAUUAUCGUUUGAUCCGAAAUGGAACGCAACAUGUGAAACUGGAUUAACGUCACAAUUUCUUAUAUCAAAUCUAUGUUUAUUCAUUCUGCAUGAUACAUUUUGAUUAGUCUGACCUACGUAUUGCUUUUUACAGCCUUUACAUGUAAUGAGGUAAAUUACAUUACGCGUAGUACAGUUAACAUCAUUGUGUAAAUCAAAAGAACUACCUGUUAUGCUGCUAUUAAAUUGGGAACCAACAAUUAUAUUGUUACAAUGUGAACAUCUACUUCGUAAACACUGGCUAGAUGAAAAUGUGCGAUCAAGUAAAGCACUUCUCAUAAGAUAAUCUCGAAUGUUUUUAGGACGUCUAUAUGCUAAAAUAGGUUUGAACUUGGUAUGUAUAUUUUUAACGCUUACCUUAUCAGACAAAAGUAAUAGAUCCCAAUAUUUAUUUAAGAUUUCACCAAUAUUAGGCAGAGAUGUAUUAAAACAGACAGUAAAAGGUUUUAUUGAACUAGUAUUUUUAACAACAGGACUUAGAGCAUCAUUUUGGGACAUGCCUUCAAUUUUAGUAAACGCUUUCUCAAUAAUAGAUUUAGGAUAAUUUCUAUCAGAAAAAUAUCUAUUUAACGUAUCUAAAGACUGCUUAAAAGUAGCGUCAUAGGAAAUUAAUAUGUUUGUCUAUUAUCUUAUUUUUAUUAACACUGUCUAAUAGACAUCUGUAUCACUGUUGAUCCAUUUUAAUUCAUGUACCAGCUUUAUUUAUAGCAUAAAUAUUUGUUUCUACAUGUUAUCAUAGUUUUGCCGCUAAACGCCAUAACGUUUUUCGCGCGUUUAAUGCGUGUUCCGUUAUGACGUUGCUUCCGGUAAUUUUAUUAUGUUUUGCACUGAUGAAGGCAUAUAGCCGAAACGUUUGCAAUUAAAUUUAAUUACUAAAUGUUCGUGUUUGUGUGGCUUGUCUGAUUAUGUAUUUACAUAGAAAUAAAAGAAACAUUUUUCUUGUAAUAUAACAUAUCAUGGAGUUUAUAGUUAUCUGUACGUUGUUAUAUCAUUAGGCUAUAACCACUCUUAUCAUUCCCUAUACCAUUUUCAUUUAUUAACUGACAUCUGAUCAUAUUAUCACUGUCAUAGUAGUUUUUGGUCUUACAGCUUCCAACAAUAGGUAAAAUAAAUUCUGUAUAAACUUAGCUUGCAUGUUUUGAAGAAAAAUUUUAGCUGUCAUGAUCACUGUGAUGGCUUCAUUGUUGUUGUUGUUGUUCAAAGACUUUACUAUUGCCCAUUUCUCAAACAAUUAUAUUAAUAAUAAAGGUAGCAAUAUUAAUCCCUUGAGUACUUGCUUAUCAUGAAAAGAGGCAGUUGUAAGAAAAGGGGUGUAAUUCUUGAAGCUAUAUUUUUAGAGUUUUGUCCCUUUUUUACAUAGAGUUUUGUCAAAAGUUGUACGAGACCAGCAUAAUCACUGCAUGCAGUGGUCUUUUUCACUGGUUUGGUAUAAAUGCCAUUAGGUCAAGAUUGCCUAGGUUUUAAAAAAUUUAAAAUAGCCUUCCCUCAUUGUUAAGCCAUGAUGUUAGCAUUUUCAAAGUGAGAUGGGAAAGAACCAAUCUCCAUUAUCAAUGCAUGCAUGUAUCUUUAAGCACUUUAAAAGUGGAUAGAUUUGUAAUAAGAUGCUAGCCAAGCGAGAAAAAUACAGAUAAUUUGAUAAUUAGUUGUUAUCAUCAAGGCAUGUACAUCAAUAAUUUUUUGUCAAACAUCAUGAUAUGGAUAAAUUGUUGCUGUUUUUGAUUUGUAAUGAAGUGUUUUGAAUCAAGGAAAUGAGGUUUUGAAAUAAAAAGGUUUUUGAAAUAUC